CAGGUGUUGCUCUGGGGAAGAGCUGCUGGUGUCGGUGCAGUUAGAGUUGCGCGAAGGGAAACAAACACCAAAGGCAGUUCCCACCCAAGGAGGCGAGUGGGCUGCCGGGCGCGCUUUGUUUGCGGUCAUUCUGCGCUUCCUCCUUCCUUGUCUGCUGCCGCCUGGGAGCUCGGGCCCUUUCCCUUCUCUUCCCCACGGUUCGGGGUGACCCGGAGGGUCGCAUGAGAAAACGUAUCCGACUCGUGGUAGAUGCAGUAACUAUUAGCUCUCUAGGUCAGAGUAAGUAGUCACUUCGGUGUCUGCAAGGGAGGAGGAACCGGAAAGGCUAGCCCACCGGCUGGAACAAACCGCCCCUGAACAGACAGGCUUGAGAAGGAGAGAGCCACUGACCUCCCCGGGGUGCCCUGGUACCAAGUGGCCUCCCCUCCGUUACGUGGGAGUGGGAACAGAACGACACUGGCCGUCCAGCCGCCUUGGGACAGCAGCCGCUUGGGUGUCGGGGUGGUCGCUCUUUUCCACCUUUCGCUUCUGCACAAGCCUUUGCUAACCCUGGCCGCUUUCACUCAAUAAACUGCCGCUGUAGCUCGGGUGUGUGCGCGUCCUGAAAUUCCUUUCUGCGACUUUAGCAAGAGCCUUUACGCCGGUGACAUCUUCAUGGCGAGCCAGGCCGGAGACUGUUCCAUCCCGAGUGAUUUCUGAUCACAGGCAUUUUCCUAUGUCCUUGCAAAGCAACCGGGUCUUAAACUUUGUGCUUAUGGUGCCAGUGGAUAUCCUGACAUCACCUGUUGUGGGCUAACUCGUGCCCCCCAAAAAGGAUACGUUGAGAUCCUAACCCCUAGGGCCUGUGAAUAUGACCUUAUUUGGAACCCCUGGGGCUGAGAGGUGGGAGCAGUCAAUAGAGUCACCACUUCGAAAAAGAAAGCUAGUCACACUUCUCUGUGUGCACAAGGCUGGUUGGAGGUUUUACACCCAAAGAGGAAGUGAGUGCUGUUGAGCCUUUAACAGAUUUCCGAGAGGAUCAAUUUCAUAUCGUCCCCUCACAGUAUGGAGGGAAGAGACCAAGCUGGAAGAACCAGGAAUGAAAAAGUGCUCAACUGCUUAUACGAAAAUCCUGAUGCCAUUUUUAAGCUCAUUUGCUUUCCCUGGGCAGGAGGUGGCUCUAUGUAUUUUGCCAAAUGGGGCCAACAGAUUCAUGAGUCACUGGAAGUGCACUCCGUAAGGCUUGCUGGAAGAGAAAGUCGACUGGAAGAGCCUUUUGCCAAAGACAUCUACCAGAUCGUUGAUGAAGUUCUUUGUGCGGUGCUGCCGGUCAUCCAUGAUAAACCGUUUGCAUUUUUUGGCCACAGUAUGGGGUGCUAUAUUGCUCUUUUGACUGCACUAAAACUAAAAGAGAAAUACAAGCUAGAACCAGUACAUUUCUUUGUGUCGAGUGCCACGCCUCCCUAUUCCAAGGCCAGGGUUUACAUACCCGAAGAUAAGGGAUUGUCUGAAGAACAACUUUACCAUGUCCUUAAUGACUUUGGAGGCACCCCCCAGCAUCUUGUGGAAGACAAGGAACUUUUCCAACAAUAUAUCCCCAUUCUGAUGUCAGACAUGCAUGUCAUGAGUACUUACACCUGUGACACACCAUCUAAGGCUGUUCUUUCUUGCGACUUAACAUGCUUUGUUGGAACCAAAGACAUAGCAAAGGAUAUGGAAGCCUGGAAAGGUAUAACCAAUGGAAGUACCAACCUUCAUGUCCUUCCAGGAGAUCAUUUUUACCUUAAGGAACCUGGUAAUGAGAAAUUCCUCAAAGACUACAUAGCCAAGUGUCUAGAAAUAUCAUCACUUGCCAAUUUUUAGAUAAUUUCCCUUUCGGUCUUAAAAUAGUCAAAGCGAUACGAUAUUCUUCGCAGCUAUUCAGACAUAACACAUUAGUUUUAUUUAGAGAUUGGAAACGAUACAUUUUCCAUUGGCAUGGUGAUUUGUUAUAUAUAAAUUUAUUUCUCUGAGGAGGAUUUAUGUAUCUGAAAGGCACAUGGGUAAAGAACACUCCUGACAAGAGUCUUUUAUCUUUGUAUUAAAAUCUUAUGUGAUUCUCAUCAGUCGGAUGUUUGUGAAUAAAAUUCAUGCUUGGUAAAUUAUCCAUUCUUCUUUU
This is a messenger RNA of Microcebus murinus (gray mouse lemur), 2137 nucleotides long. The record is from RefSeq and is a predicted model, not a curated record. NCBI's taxonomy places the organism in Eukaryota, Metazoa, Chordata, Mammalia, Primates, Cheirogaleidae.